AUGGCCCUCAAACCAGGCGACAAUUUCCCCGACAACGUCGUCUUCCAGUACAUCCCCUACGCCGAAGAAAGCAGCGACAUCAACGCCUGCGGCAUCCCAAUCAACUACAACGCCUCCAAAGAAUGGGCCGAUAAGAAAGUCGUCCUCUUCUCCGUUCCUGGCGCAUUCACCCCCACCUGCUCGGAGAACCAUCUACCCGGAUACAUCAAGGGCCUCCCGCAGCUGAAGGAAAAGGGCGUGCAGAUUGUGGCUGUCCUCGCGUCGAAUGAUCCGUUUGUGAUGAGUGCAUGGGGCAAGGCGAAUAAGGUCACGGGGGAUGAUAUCCUGUUUCUUACUGAUCCCCAGGCGAGGUUCUCGGAUAGCAUUGGGUGGGCGAAUGCAGGGCGGACGGGCCGGUAUGCGAUUAUCAUUGACCAUGGGAAGGUGACAUAUGCGCAGAUUGAGACGGAGAAGGGGGCUGUCAAGGUUUCCGGUGCGGAUGCCGUUCUAGCGCAUCUGUGA
This is a messenger RNA of Aspergillus lentulus, 501 nucleotides long. Its product is annotated as peroxiredoxin family protein. The record is from RefSeq and is a predicted model, not a curated record. Gene Ontology annotation, cellular component: peroxisome; cytoplasm; mitochondrion. Gene Ontology annotation, biological process: cell redox homeostasis; cellular response to oxidative stress; hydrogen peroxide catabolic process. NCBI's taxonomy places the organism in Eukaryota, Fungi, Ascomycota, Eurotiomycetes, Eurotiales, Aspergillaceae. Gene Ontology annotation, molecular function: thioredoxin peroxidase activity.